GAGGAAGGAGAGCGACGUGGGGGCCCUCGGACACGCUGAAGUCCAAGCGCGCAUUGCUGUCAGGAUUGUGCAACCCUCAUACAAGUCCAUAUACUUCAAGAUUGCGCCGCAGCGUUGCGCAGUCUACUCCCUUAAAGCUCAAAACAAAACCGAGCAAGGCACGAUGGUCGCUGCGAGCUGGCCCAAGGGCCCUGUUCCAUGGCUGUUGGUGUUUGGAAUGGCCACUGGAGUCGCGGGCGCGUUCUUCCCCGUAACGCGGAGUUGGCCGGUCAUCAAGCAAACGUUUCAAUUGGGGAUAACAUUGUUCAGGUCGCUUUUCGGUUACCAAGUGGUCAUGGGGUCGGCCAUAGUUGCCCACAUUGUGGAGGCUGCAAUUAUCGCAUACAUGUGCGCCAAGAACAAAGUGUCCACAAAGGACACGUGGGGCUGGGCGGGCUAUACGCUCCUCAUCGGAUACGGGGCCAUCCACCAUCUCAAGGCCUGCCUCAAGCAGGCGGCAUGACGGCAGCAGAUAUAUCCAUUAAAGCAGGCGGCAGCAGUAGCAGCAGCAGCAUUUGUGGCGGGACGACUUCUAGAAGCCUGCGCCGACAGAGCACUUUUGGAAGGCGGGCACGCAGUUGCAUGAGCGGCGGGAUUUCAGGAAGCGGUGGGAAGCAAAGGCGGGUGGGCGGCAGGGGCACACGCCGUAGGUGGUCGGCGGUUGCAAUGUGGCGUCAGAGACACUGACUUGUGUUGUAGUCGUGACCAGGUCCAAAAAGGGCUGAUGUACGCUACUGACUAGUUAUGAGACUUAUAACGUAUAAUGCCUCCUGAAGACGCAGGGAGUGGGAGGCGGGGCAGGUGUGAGCCAAGAGGCGUCGGCAUAUGGCCUUGAUCCGUACUUCCAUGAUACAGUCGUACUGUAAAGCUGUCUCCCUUUGGCGCCAUUAGGCCGCUGACAGCUGACAAGGAAGUGGGCCUUACAAGCGCACGGAUGCCGGAGGCGCCGGCGCCGGAAGGGCCGAGCGAUCCUGCGCGGAGGGGAGAUUAGCCGAAAAAGAGGGGCGGGAAAGAAGGGCGGGCACUUGAGUGAGAACGUUAGAAGUAACGUUAAAAGCUCUCACUAUGAAGGCGGAAUGAAGAAGAGAGAGGAGGCUGGCGCCAAAGAGAGCCAGCCUGUACGACUUCCUCAUGGAA
Chlamydomonas reinhardtii is the source of this 1176-nucleotide messenger RNA. RefSeq lists its product as uncharacterized. The transcript has 5 exons. NCBI's taxonomy places the organism in Eukaryota, Viridiplantae, Chlorophyta, Chlorophyceae, Chlamydomonadales, Chlamydomonadaceae. The record is from RefSeq and is a predicted model, not a curated record. The coding region runs from base 164 to 502 and encodes 112 amino acids.